AUGCAUAGUUCACAAGGCAACCGAAAAAAGCCGUCUGUCGGCAUUGCAACUGCGACCUACGCAGCCGUGGCCAGCGCUGGCUUCGCAAAACCACCCGGCUGGGUCCAGGCCCCUAAAAAGAAAAGUUGUAAGGCGGUAAACAACAACAAAUCGAAAUCACCGUCUACAGUGUCACAACUAAAGUCUGUGCUAAACAAGGUAACACGACUUGAGAAAUUGCUAGCCGAGAAACCGGCCGUACCGAAAACGGUGAAGCCAAGCGAUAGCAAGUCACCACGGGGACGGCUAUGCAACGUCAUGAUUUUCCACGCACCUGAGUCGACUGAUCCCAGUCCCCAGUCUCUAACCGAUAAACUACUGGAUGUUGGCGAACCCGGGUUACGAGUGAAACAAGUCACUCGUCUGGGGAAACAAGUUGAUGGCAAGUGUCGGCCUCUGCGCAUCGCGUUCGCCGACGAAACUGCCCCAAGUUGCCCGGAUACCCCGAAUCCGGGUAAACAGAGCAAUGACGCUUCAAGCUCGCCCAGCGGUUCCUACCGCGGAUUGCGUGUAGCGUUCAUUAAUGUAUGCAGCUUAAUGAACAAGCACGAUGAUCUGAUCCGCUUCAUUGCUUUACGUCGGCCAGAUGUGGUUGGUUUGGCUGAGACGUGGUUGACAUCUGAAGUGACAAGCGAUGAAAUUGCGAUCACGGACUAUUCGUGCUUCCGCUGUGAUCGACAGUCGAAUAGCCGCGGUGGCGUCCUACUUUACCUCCGGUCUACCCUGUGCGGGAGACUCGUGAGCACCUACCGAAGCAUUGACGGUCUAUGUGAGCACCUGUGGUGUUCGAUCCACCUACGACGCGGCGAACUGCUUGUGGGUGUGGCAUAUCGUAGCCCACUGAGUAACGGAUUGGAUUGGCUCACACACGUCCAAAACCAAAUGAGUCGCCCGCAGUUCCUGCUCACUGGCGACUUUAACCUUCCUCGAAUCUUAUGGCCUGAAGUUCAGCUUCUCCCUGGCCAUAAUGAAGUGGAGACAAGAUUCUCCGAACUGGUACUGGAAACCGGAACGGUGCAGCACAUCACGCAACCCACCCGCAUAACCCCGCGCUCAAUGCCAUCAUGCCUGGACCUGCUGCUAACCAGCUGCGAACAAACAGUGCAUGACAUAGAAGUUCUUGAGCCCAUGGCGGCCAUUGAUCACUCGACAAUUAUGGCCACUAUAUACCUGCAGCUUCCAUGUGUGCGUCCAGUGGCGCCAACAUACAACUAUUGGAAAGCUGACUUCGAUGGCCUCAUUCUAGCUGCCAAUCAGCUUGAUUGGUCUAUGCCACAGGAUUCAUCCGUUGAAACUUGCUGGGCAAACAUUAAAGGGUCAGUGCACUCAUUGUGUGCGCAAUUUGUACCCCUCAAGACUCGGAAAGUUGGACCAAUGAAACCCCAUUGGUUUGACAAAGAGUAUAACCGACUGUCUCGACAACGGCGUCGACUAUGGAAUGCGUUCCUCCUGUCUGGCUCUGCCGAUGACUAUGAGGCAUACAAGCGACAACGAAACUUGUGCAACAGCACAAAGACGCGAAAACGCCGUCAGUUUGAGGAGCAGCUUGCUUGCUCAGCUAAAACUGCCCCGAAGCGCAUAUUUGCGUACGUGAAGCGACGCCUGAAGUCUGCAGGUAAUGUGCCGGUGCUAGUGGGUUCGGACGGACAACCACUAAGUUCAAGCACCGAGCGUGCGUCCGCAUUAGCGGCGCACUUCGCUUCUGUAUUCGCAACUAACCAAACCUGCGCGCCAAGCUCUGCCGUCGCCGCACCGACUGAGCUAACCGACUUGAUCUGCGACGUCGCGGAGGUACAUGGGCUAGUCAGCUGCCUAGACAGCACGAAGCCAGCUGGACCGGAUGGUCUCCAUCCGCUGAUCCUCAAGUCCUUGUCAGCUGUGAUCUCACCUGCUGUAACCGACCUGUUCAACCGAUCCCUGUCCAUAGGCUGCGUGCCUUGUGACUGGAAAUGCGCCGUUGUCAAACCGAUUCCAAAAGGCGGUGACACACGCAAAGUAGAGAAUUACCGCCCUAUUUGUUUGACCGCAGUAUUGUCGAAAGUUCUGGAGAAGAUUGUGAAGAAGAGACUGCUCCAGCUACUGGAGACCAACUCUCUCCUGACGCCUGCACAGCAUGGUUUCGUGAGAGGCCGCUCGUGCAUCACUAACCUGCUGCUAACAUGGCAUGAAUGGUUGCAAGCAGUAAACCAACGUAAGUCAGUCGACGUGGUAUACGUCGAUUUCAGUAAGGCCUUCGACAGAGUGAAUCACGAGAUCCUCCUUCAGAAACUGAGGGAGUGCGGAGUCGGAGGCUCGCUGCACCAAUGGAUCCGUGACUUCUUAGUUGGACGGAAGUGGAGGGUGCAAGUCGACAGCCACCUGACCGACUGGUACCCGUCGACGAGCGGCGUUCCUCAGGGGACGGUGCUUGGCCCCAUUCUCUUCCUGAUUCACAUCAACGACGUGCCCAAUCUCCUUCGGUCGCCGUGUGCCUUGUUCGCGGAUGACCUGAAGCUAUGGAGGGUGAUCCAUACGUCGGACGACUUUGACAUACUUCAGCAGGACCUCGACCACCUCUCCAUGUGGUCCGCCGAAGUAAGUUUGCCUAUCAACUCGGCAAAAUCGCUACUUCUGUGCCUCGGUAAAGGUGGAGCGGGCCGAUCGUACACUCUCGACGGCCAAAUUCUACACCCGAUGCAUUGCGUCAGAGACCUUGGCGUUAUACAUCGUUACGACAUGAAGUCACUGGAAAACACGGACAAUACGUAUCGCACAGCAUUGCGUUCGCUGUGGGCGCUGAAACGUAGCUUCUGCACCUGGUCGAAAGAGAUUGCCACUCGUCUCUUCACAUCCAUUUUACGACCGGUGCUAGAAUACGGCUCACCCGCCUACUGUCCGUUGACGAAAGGCGAGAUACACAAGCUCGAAAGAGUACAACACAUAGCCACACGGCUCAUUCCCGGUCUUCAGGGUGUGCCGUAUGAAGAAAGAUGUAGACAAUUGGGUCUGUAUACUCUAGCAUACCGCCGCGUGCGAGUGGACCUCAUCAUGACCCAUCGGGUAUUGCAUCUGGGUGCUUAUCCGAUGCUGAGGCCAUUGCUCCAUGUCCGUGCGUCAAGCAGCACACGAGGUCACCAGUACAAACUGGUAGUCCCUGACCUCAAGUGGGUAGCUCAUCCUUUGUGUCUUGAGCGGCGAGUGGUGAACAUGUGGAACCGUUUGCCCUCGCGGAUAGUAGAAGCGAACUCGGUGUCGGAAUUCAAACGAUUCCUGGACGCGCACUUUGCGGAUGCCAGAUUCGACGAAGCCUUCACAGGAAACUGACGAAGGAAUCGUUCAAUGAUUAUAACCCAUGGAGCCCGUUAAUCCACCAACUGCAGCUUCCGAAACGAU
Messenger RNA from Dicrocoelium dendriticum, 3411 nucleotides. Lineage: Eukaryota; Metazoa; Platyhelminthes; Trematoda; Plagiorchiida; Dicrocoeliidae. The record is from the annotation of a GenBank genome assembly.